This is a messenger RNA of Brassica rapa (field mustard), 803 nucleotides long. RefSeq names its product heme-binding protein 2. NCBI's taxonomy places the organism in Eukaryota, Viridiplantae, Streptophyta, Magnoliopsida, Brassicales, Brassicaceae. The record is from RefSeq and is a predicted model, not a curated record.
AUGGAAACCGGUUUAACCAUCUUAAAGCUGUCGUUCUUCCUCGGCCUAGUCGUGGUUGUAUCAUGUUCUCAGGCUCCCGCACCGUGGAACCCAUCUAUGGGGAUGCGUCCAGGAACGUGUGACCACUACGAGUGCCCAACCUACAAGUUGGUACAAGCCGGAUACGGGUACGAGAUCCGCAUGUAUAACUCUGCGGUCUGGAUGUCCACGGAUCCCAUAACCGCCCAAUCCAUGACCCAGGGCACCAAAACGGGUUUCCAACGAUUAUUUCGUUACAUACAAGGAGAUAACAAAAGCAAGAUAAAGAUGAACAUGACAGCUCCGGUUAUCACACAAAUAACACCUGGAGCAGAAAUGUACAUGUACACCGUCUCCUUCUACAUCCCAAAGAAGAAUCAACAAACCCCACCUUUGGCCGAUGACCUUCACGUGCAGUCAUGGAAACCAACCUACGUAGCCGUAAGGCAGAUUGGUGGGUAUGUGACGGAUGAUCUAGCAAUUAAAGAAGCUGUAGCUCUAAUGGAUAGCCUCAACGGCACUGAAUGGAAGUUCCACAUCGAGAAGAGCAAAGGAAAGCAGCCAGAUUAUUUUGUCGCCGAUUAUAACCCACCAUUCCAGACCACUGCUAGAGUUAAUGAGAUUCUUGUUCCGUUUAACAUGUAAUGAGUUUACGCCCUCACAAUCUAAAUGCAAUAUGUAUAUAUGCAAUUGGAUUAAGAGAGUUCUUUAAGAAGCUAGACUGUAAUAGCUUUUGACUAAAUCGGUUUAAUUAAUAAAAAUUCUGGUUAUUAUUUUCAUAUUUA